AUGGGACAGUAUCUCAAUGGAUUUGUGACUGGGUUGCCAAAUACUCCAAGGAGAAGUGAUUUGAUUUGGGUGAUUGUUGAUAGGAUGACUAAAUUGACUCAAUUUAUACCGAUUAAGAUCAGUUUUUCAUUACAAAGAUUGGCUGAGAUAUACAUUAGUAUUGUUGUGAAGUUGUAUGGAAUUCUGUCAAGUAUAAUUUCCGACCAAGAUCUGAGGACCCUCCAUAAGACUUAUCACGACAAGCAAAUGAAAGAUCUUGAGUUUCACGAAGGUGAUCAUGUUUUUUUUAGAGUCACCCCUAUGAUCGGUGUUGGUCAUGCCCUAAAGUCUAAAAAGAUUACUCCUUGCUUCAUUGGACCAUAUCAGAUUACUCAGAGGAUUGGAGUUGUUUCCUACCGUAUGGAUUUACCCCCAUCUCUCUCGAAUUUGCAUGAUGUUUCCCAUGUGUCACAGCUCCGGAAGUAUGUUCAUGACCCACCUCACGUAAUCCAAAUGGAUGAUGUGCAUGUUCAGGAGAAUCUAACUAUUGAGACAUCACAUGUUCGAAUUGAGGAUAGAAAAGUGAUGCAACUAUGUGGCAAAGAGAUUAUUCUUGUGAAGAUUGUUUGGGGGAGGACCUGUUGGAGGUAG
Lathyrus oleraceus (garden pea) is the source of this 630-nucleotide messenger RNA. RefSeq lists its product as uncharacterized. The transcript has 2 exons. Bases 1 to 630 code for a protein of 209 amino acids. NCBI's taxonomy places the organism in Eukaryota, Viridiplantae, Streptophyta, Magnoliopsida, Fabales, Fabaceae. The record is from RefSeq and is a predicted model, not a curated record.